CUCACAUUGCUAGGCGAGGUGGUUUUUCUUUAGGAGAAGCGCAAGUGUUUUUCAAAGUAAGAUACAAGCAUCAGCAGCGUCAAAAACCACCGGGAUCCAAGUCUUGGCGGGAAGACGCCAGCGGUCGCGCUGCGGAAAGAUGUCUGGGUCCCGCGCGGAGGCUGAGCAGAAGGGGGGCUCCAGACAGCGACUUCAGGUGAAUGUGAAUGAAUAUAAGGAAAACCAAAACAUUGCUGAUACAUCUCUGAGACCGGUACAGACUACAGUUUUAGGAAAAACAGCUAAGGUGUAUCUUGUCCCCUUUACACUCAGUAACUACAAUACAGGCCAACUUAAGUGCCCCAAAUCUCUAUUAGAUAAGAAUUCUAACAAUGAAGUGACAUGUAAGAAAUCUAAGAAAGCUGAAAUAAAGAAAACUUGCAGAAGGAUUUUAACUCCAAAGAUGGAAGCCACAUCUUCCAAGGAAGAAUCCACUCUGCAAAAAUCAUACUUGGAUGUUCAUGCUGAAAGCAAGUGGCAGUACAAGAGCCCUUCAGAUACAGUGGUUCUCAGUCCUGAUACAGAAAGCAGCCAGGAAGGAGACAGCGAUGAAGACACCACACCAGGCCUGGAUGAUUUUUCAGAACUGUCACCAUACGAAAGGAAGAGACUGAAGAACAUAUCAGAAAAUGCAAACUUUUUUGCUUCUCUUCAGUUGUCUGAGUCAGCUGCAAGGCUCCGAGAAAUGAUAAAGAAGAGACAGCCUCCUGAAUCCAAAAGGAAGAAACCCAAGAAAAAAGAAAAUGGAACUGGAUGUAGAAGGUCAAUGCGAUUACUAAAAGUUGAUCCUUCAGGAGUCCCAUUGCCAGUAGCCCCAACCCAGACCGAAUUAGAAGUAGAUGAAAAUCCUUUGAUACCUCCUGGGCCUUUAGAAAUGACUCCUGAAAAUCGAGAUGAUGACAAUGAACUAUUCAAAGGAUUUUUGCAGACUUGGGCAGAAAUGAGCAAGACAAGAAGUAAAAACACUAAGAAAGAAUUAUCUAACAUUAAAAGCUACAAAGUCAAUUUAAAUGGCAUGGUCAUUAGUGAAGAUACUGUCUGUAAAGUUACCAGAGGCUCAGUUUCCUCAAUGGCCAUCCACCCGUCGGAAAUGAGAACUUUGGUGGCAGCUGGGGCCAAAUCUGGGCAAGUUGGACUUUGGGAUUUGACUCACCAACCUAAAGAGGAUGGAGUUUAUCUUUUUCAGCCCCACAGUCAACCGGUCAGCUGUCUUUACUUCUCACCUGCCAAUCCGGCUCACCUACUGUCACUGAGCUAUGAUGGCACAUUACGCUGUGGGGAUUUUCCCAGGGCUGUUUUUGAAGAGGUAUAUAGAGAUGAAACAAGAAGCUUUUCCUCCUUUGACUUCUUGACAGAAGAUGCCUCCACUUUAAUAGUAGGUCACUGGGAUGGAAGUAUGUCACUAGUGGAUAGGCGGACUCCUGGAACGUCUUGUGAGAAACUUAUCAAAUCAUCUUUGAGCAAAAUAAGAACUGUUCAUGUGCACCCAGUGCAGAGACAGUAUUUUAUCACCGCAGGAUUAAGGGACAUUCAUAUUUAUGAUGCAAGAUGCCUGAAGCCCAGUAGAAACCAGCCUUUGAUUUCUUUAACUGAACACACAAAGAGCAUCGCUUCAGCCUAUUUUUCACCUCUUACUGGUAACAGAGUAGUAACCACAUGUGCUGAUUGUAAGCUGAGAAUCUUUGACAGCAGCUGUAUAUCCUCGAAGAUUCCUCUUCUUACCACCAUCAGGCACAACACCAUCACCGGGCGAUGGCUGACCAGGUUCCAGGCCGUGUGGGACCCUAAGCAGGAAGACUGUGUCAUAGUUGGCAGCAUGGCCCAGCCACGGCGAGUGGAGAUCUUCCAUGAGACAGGAAAGUGGGUGCACUCUUUUCUGGGUGGAGAAUGCCUUGCCUCUGUGUGUUCCAUCAAUGCUAUGCACCCAACUCGGUAUAUUUUGGCUGGAGGUAAUUCCAGUGGGAGGGUACAUGUUUUUAUGAACUAA
Molecule: messenger RNA, 2026 nt
Organism: Budorcas taxicolor (takin)
Lineage: Eukaryota; Metazoa; Chordata; Mammalia; Artiodactyla; Bovidae
Gene: WDR76
Product: WD repeat domain 76
Exons: 14
Coding region: 140-2026 (628 amino acids)
Biological process (GO): regulation of DNA damage checkpoint
Cellular component (GO): nucleus
Molecular function (GO): protein binding; DNA binding
Source: RefSeq, a predicted model, not a curated record